ACAUUUUGGCAAUGGUUAUAGUUCUGAGACAGUAAGGAAAACUGCAUAUAUGCAUUAUAUGCUUAUUGUCAAAUGUGACAGUUUAGCUUUCUUGAUGUGUGUCCAGAAAAGAACACUUUCCAUACAAUGAAUUUGGAAACCUAGUGUUAAGAAAUUAUAUAUGAUAAAUUAUAUAUACUUUGUAAUUUAUAGGCUAGAGAGAAUCACAAAGAAUCAACAAUAUAAUCACACGAUAAUUAUAUUGUUGUUGAUUAAUCAGUGAAAAUACACAUAACACGGAUAAGAUAAGAUACGCAUGAAUUAAGUCAAGAUUAUUAUCACUAAAUUUAAUUUUGAUGUGGUGCCACCAAAGCUUUUUUUUUUAGUUGCCAAAGCUUUUUUUGUUGUUAAGAGCUUUUCUCUUUAAAUGGUGAAAAUGCCCAGUGAAAUUUGAAAGAACAUAACACACGGCGGCAAAGUUGCCAAACGGGGUUUGACUUUUGACCAAAUGGGCAAAUCUUUCGUAAUCAGUUGGGCUUGGAAGGCCAGGCCCAUUUUAACAUUAGUUUGGACCCAGGCCACCCACUUUCCUGGUUUUUGGAGUUGGACGAAAUAAGUUUGUUGCGAUGGGUCGGACCAACCGGUUCAUCCGUGGAAAGGAAGUUACUGCAGUUCGACCGGUUAUAAAUGUUCCGGGCAGGAAAGGAAAGUCGAAGGCAAGGGAGGGAAACUAAUCCCUAAAUUUGAUUCAUUGAUUCUCCUCAUCGCCAAAAGCAACACAGAGCCGCCGCCCCUAUCGCUUUUAACCUCCUCCAGUCUCCGGCGACCCGUCUGCUCCGCCAUCCAUCUGCCGCAUCACCCUUUCUCUUCCGUAUUCCCAUGGUCUGCCAAUCAGAGGAGAUCUCUUGACGACUCUAAGCCUUUCCAGCUGCGGCACACCUGCGGCGACAGCGAUUAAUUGUUACGUGGCGAGAGAACAUAAACCCUAAGGAGAAGGCGACCAGCCCUAUCAACGUUCAUUUUAUCAUCGUCGAGCGAAGAAAUAUCUAGGGAGAGAAGCCUCUGUCAAAACUGCCAACUCUUUGUUCUUGCUGCUAAUUCAGGUAGAUAUCACUUUUCUGGUUUCCCAUUUCAUUUUUUCCUCCUGUCCCGCUAAUCUUAAUGUAGUAGCUCAGAAAUUACAAGCCUCUAUUGAAAUUUUAGCAUUCCUGAGAUGAUUAGCUAGAAUUGGUGGAGAAUAAAAGAAAGACAGAGAGAAGGCGAUUACAUUUCGCUUACAUAAUGUAUUGUUAUGCUGUUGCAGGUCUCUGAAAUAUUUGAUACUAGCUGGUAUCUUAUCAGGAUCGUGUUGCUUCCUCAUAAACGAUGGCUGGCAGAAUCAUUGCAAAUUUGAUUGUGGUAGGCUCUGGGGUGUUGGUGAGGGCAUUUGCUCAGGCUUAUCGUCAAGCGCUUCAAAAUGCUUCGAAGAACGGUGUUGCACGUGAAGCAGUGGAGAACAUGAAGAAAGUGGGUAAGGCGAUGAGCGAGUCAGAGGCCAGGCAGAUUCUAGGAGUUUCCGAAAAUGCAUCGUGGGAAGAGAUUAUAAAGAAAUACGAUUCAUUGUUUGAGAACAAUGCCAAGAAUGGCAGCUUCUACCUGCAAUCCAAGGUGUUCAGAGCUAAAGAAUGCCUAGAAAGUACAGUCAAGAAGGAUGGUGAAAAAGUUAUGAGCUGAUGAAGUUUUCACCCUUUAUGAUCGUCUCCAAGCUGCAGGUGCACAUAUACUUAGAAAGACGCAUUAGCUCAAAAAGUUUUAACUGUGAUAUGGGUAUGGAAUGUUGAGGAUCAUGUAAUCCCAUGACCAUGGUUUGGGAUACCCGUCCGCAUAGGCUGGUUUUAUGAGUUACACCAAACGGAUGACCAAGGCAGUAUGCCAGUAUCUUUUUGUUACAGUUUGAACUGUUAGCCUAGCGGUUUGGUUGGCACUAAAAAGAAUAAAGAAAGCCGAUGUGGAGUUCUUUUGUUUUUUGUUGUUGUUGUUGUCGUCGUCAUUACCGAUAUGGGCUUUCCACCCCCUAUUUCAAGUGGUUGGUGUUGGGCCUUCUUGGAUCUCCUUUUGCUACUUGGGCUUGUAAUAUGCCUUCUCACAGACUGUGUGGUUGGAUUUGGAUCCAUUUCUGUCAAUCUUCUUUCCACUUACGAUUUUGAGCUACUACUUUUUUGAAUCUUGAAAUCUCUUAGCACGUUUCCUUUGUCAUUGAGUUGUCCCACUUGGAAGGAACUAGCAUAGCAUGGGUCACAAUUGGGUUUGGUGUUUGGAUGUCGUUAUGGUUUCACAUAAUACUCCACAAUUUGAAGUUGGAAGUCGGUGCUCAUCAACUUGGAAGGGCCCAUACAGUGUAGGUAUGGUUUUAGGGAAUGAAAAACUAAGAAAAAUAUUUGUGGUGGAAGUACGUAUCUUUCUUCUACAUAAGAACAAAGUAGUGUAAUGAGUUGGGUGAGUGGUCCACUAAGCAACGAACCUGCCCAAUUGAUUCGCUGGCUACCUUCCUUUCGGCAAUGAUACCAUACGACACUACUCUUUCUAUAAACUUGCUCGCUCGCUCGCUUGCUUUCGGUGGCCCUCCACAAUCCACGACCAUACACCGUGAAAUGCAAAAGUAGAGUGCCAAAGCAAAGAACAGCCUGCCCAGCCGCGACCUUUCAAGCUUUGACAAGGCUGAUGAUUCAUGUCCUCUACUUACAUUUCUCCCAUGAAAGUGGCUUCUUCAAUAAUAUCCAUAUAAGAAUCUAAUCAGAUGAAUGACAGGGACUAGUAGAAUCUCUAAACCAGUUACAAUAACGUAUUCGGUUUAUUUAAUUGGAUGGUUAGAGAUAGACCCAACGUUUUUUGACAUGAAACUAGAUGAACCAUUUCGAUUUGACUGGUUCAUACAGAAAAUUUAAGAAAAAUAUAUUAUAUCGUAAACUAACAUCAUCCAACCUUGAUCAAUAAUUUUAUUUAUCCUUCCUUUCAUUCAUUUUGUAGCCUCCGUGUCAGCCUUACGUGAUCCACUAUGAAUUGCCACCCUGAUUAGUGAUUACUAAAUUGAAUUUAAUGAAAAAGAAUUUUGAUUUCCUUUGUGAAAUAGUUUGAAUACUCUGUAAGAACUUUUUGGAUAUAGAUGAUAUGGAUGCGAAAUUUUUUAUGGUUAUUGAUAAUUUCAGUCAUAAAUUAAAAAAAAUUGAUGUUCUUUGUGAAAUAGUUUGAAUACCCUGUAAGAAUUUUUUGGAGAUAGAUUAUAUGGAUGCGAAUUUGUUUAUGGUUAGUGAUAAUUUCAGUCAUAAAUUAGUGUGUUAUACAUGUCUUUUAUGUUUGCGUGAAUGAUUUUGUCAACGAUUAACUAAUUGUUAAUUGUUGAACCAUCAACCACAAACACUAACUUUGUCGGUUAGUAUUCUAAAAACAUUGUCCCUUAUUAGUUACUAUUGUUCUUGACUUGUAUGCAAUCAGUGCCAUCUCUCAACCUUUUAAUUAGUGAAUCCUUGGUCUAAGGUUGAAUUAUGGAAGCGUAGUAUUUAAAACUUAUAAGCCAUAAAAGUAGAACAUAGUU
Molecule: messenger RNA, 3550 nt
Organism: Linum trigynum
Lineage: Eukaryota; Viridiplantae; Streptophyta; Magnoliopsida; Malpighiales; Linaceae
Source: the annotation of a GenBank genome assembly